AUGAACCAGAAGUACUUGGAAGUGAAUGUCAUCACCUACAGUGCCAUAAUCAUUGCCUGCGACAAGACAGCUCAAUGGCGACAAGCUUUGCAGCUGCUCCGUGAAGUUGGGGAAAGGUCUUUGCAGGUGGAUCUGAUCAUUUACAAUUCUGCGAUCAGUGCUUGCUCAAUCGCUUCUGAAAGUCGGCCAGCUCUUCAAUUGCUGGGGGAUGUUGCACAAAGGAAACUACGACCAGAUUUGAUCACAUACAACUCGACUCUGAAUGCCUGCGAAAAGGCAGCGGAUUGGCUUGGUGCUUUGCUCCUUCUCGAGGAGUUGGAGAGGGAAUCUGUGGAAGCUGAUGUCAUCACAUACAGUGCAGUGAUACGGGCCUGUGGACAAGCUGCUGAAUGGCAGCAAGCACUGCAGAUGCUUUGUGAGUUGACUACAUCACAGUUGGAGGCCGAUCUGAUCAACUACAACUCAAGCAUCAGCUCGUGUGCAAAGGCCGAGGUAUGGCAGGCGGCAUUGGAGGUCUUCAAUCAGAUGUUGCAGCUUCACUACUCACCUGACAAGAUUACUUACACAGCGGCCAUCAGCACAUGCACGGACUGCAUCCAGUGGCACCAAGCAUUGGCUUUGCUGCAGAAAGCCAAAGUUUCCAGCCUUCAAUUGGAUGUCAUCCCAUACAAUGCCACAAUCACUGCCUGUGAAAAGGCCUCCAGGUGGAACCAAGCAAUGCUUUUGUUGACCAGCAUCGAAGAGAACCAACUCCAAGCUGACAGUAUAUCUUUCACCGCAGCCAUUGCUUCUUGCAAAGCUGCCUGGAAAUGGCAGUCUGCCUUGCUGCUCUUGGCCGAAGUGACACUACGUCACUUGAAAACUGAUGUAAUAAUGGACGGGCUUGUUUUGCUAGCCUGUGAGCAUGAGCAUAUAGUGGCACGGCAAGUGUUGGGCUUGCUCGAAUCGUCAUCUAUCACGGUGAAAUGA
Molecule: messenger RNA, 969 nt
Organism: Cladocopium goreaui
Lineage: Eukaryota; Dinophyceae; Suessiales; Symbiodiniaceae
Source: the annotation of a GenBank genome assembly